CCAGUAACACUGUUCCAGAGCAGCAGCCGCAGAAACAGCAGCAGCACUUCCUACUUCCAGCUCUGAGUUUGACUGUGUUCUGAGUCCGGAGAGGAAUGGAGGAGCUGUGAGCCCAGCCGCACAGCAGAACCACAGCACAACUUAAGCAGAACCGCUGUACCGCCCCGUGUUCAGGUCCGGGAGCGGCUCCGGGGAAUGAGCGCGGAGCUGCAGAGCAGCAGCAGCGGGGACUGGAAGCUCGACACGGGCCGGCGGGCCGCGAUGGCAGCGGCAUGAGGGAGUUUACUGCGCGGGCCUGGAAACUUCUCAGAGUGGGACAGCUGGAGAAAAAGCGCCGAGAUGAAGAAGCAGUUCAACCGGAUGAAACAGCUCGCCAACCAGACGGUGGGGAGAGCGGAAAAAACAGAAGUUCUUAGCGAUGACCUUCUGCAGAUUGAGCGCCGCUUGGAAACGGUGCGGUUGAUCUCACAUAAUGUGCACAAGAAGAUGAUCUCCUGUCUGCAGGGUCAUGUGGGGACAGAAGUGGACAAGAGACAUAAAAAGAUGCCUCUGUCAGGCCUCUCUCAGGCCAUGCUGGAAGGAUGGAACCAGUUAGGAGAAGAGUCUAUGAUAGGGAAGAUAAUGGAGGUUUGUGGAGAAGCUGAAAAUAAGCUUGCGUAUGAACAGAGCCAACACGAGGUCCAGCUGGAGAGAGACAUCCUGGAUCCAAUCAAUCAACUAGCAGAGGUGGAUAUUCCUAAUAUCUUGAAGCAGAGGAAGCAGCUAGCUAAGCUUGUGCUGGAUUAUGAUUCUGCAAGAGCAAGAUACCUUCAGGCCACCAAAGCGAUCCUCACUGCCACUAACAACCCGGCAAUGUCUGCUAAAGCCGACUCGCUGAAGGAGGAGAUGGAUGAAGCCCAUAAUAAAGUAGAGAUAUGUAAGGAUCAGCUGGCUGCUGACAUGUACGCUUUCUCCUCCAAGGAAGGAGAGUAUGCUUGUUAUUAUGUCGUGUUGUUAGAGGCUCAAGCUGAAUACCACAAAAGAUCUCUGGCUUCCAUUGAAAGUCUUCUGCCCAGCAUCAGAUCAAAGCAAGAUACGUGGACGGAGAAGCCGGCGUUUGGCACAGCUUUAGAGGAGCAUUUGAAACGCACUAACAGAGAAAUCGCUCUGCCCAUAGAGGCGUGUGUGAUGAUGCUGCUGGAGACUGGCAUGAAAGAGGAGGGGUUGUUCCGUAUCGCUGCAGGAGCCUCUAAGCUAAAGAAGCUGAAGGCGGCUCUGGACUGUUCCACUUCCCAGUUGGAGGAGUUCUACUCCGACCCUCACGCUGUAGCCGGAGCCCUGAAGUCUUACCUGCGGGAGCUGCCCGAGCCUCUGAUGACCUUCCAGCUGUAUGAUGAGUGGAUCCAGGCUUCAAACAUUUCUGACUCAGAUAAACGACUGCAGGCUCUGUGGGUGAUAUGUGACAGUUUGCCAAAAGCAAACAAGGCUAAUUUGAGGUAUUUAGUAAAGUUUCUUGCUAAGCUAGCUCAGGAGAGUGAGGUGAAUAAGAUGACUCCCAGCAACAUCGCCAUUGUACUGGGACCCAACCUGCUGUGGGCCAAGACUGAAGGAACCCUUGCUGAAAUGGCAGCUGCUACCUCUGUCCAUGUGGUGACCAUCAUUGAACCAAUCAUCCAGCACGCAGAUUGGUUCUUUCCAGAUGAUGUGGAGUUCAACGUGUCCGGCAUGUUCGCCUUGCCGACCGCCCCUAUGCACCAGCUCAGCUACCCAGGGACCCCCGAGCCCGAGCCGCACACGAUCGACAGAAGGCGCCCAGGCAGCCAGGGAGGGCUAGAGCCUGAGAGCCCCCGUAGAGACAGCCCCGCUAGCAAACAGCCGGAGCUCGCCCCUCGUAGAGGCGCCACUCUAUAUAGAAAGCAGCACUCUUCCCCUUCCUUCCAGCCCCCUCUACCCCCGGUGGAGGCGGGGGAGGCCCCCCCUCAGUCACCGGUAGGGGGCUCGGAGGCUGGCCUGGCCGGAGCUAUACUGGCUCAGACCCAGCAGCCUUUAGGCCAGCAGCAAUCUGCUGAAGAUAGCAGCAGUAAUGUUGCUCGAGAGCCAGCGUCCACACCCCCGUCCCUGAGGAACGGGCCUAGAGGUCCUGUUGGAACACCUACACAGCUGAUGGUUGAGAGCCCGUUCCCUUCUUCCAAGGGUCCCAGUCCACAUAUGGUGCGCAGAGGUACAAAGAAGCAGGCCCCUGCCCCACCCAAAAUAACCCCCAACCCCUCUCCCCCCACAGCCCAGACCCCUAAAUCUGUGUCUAACCCCUAUGCCCCAGCCCCUAGCCCUAUGGCUAGCACCCCUCAGCCUGUAGUCAUACCCCGCCGCCAGUCCAACAACCAGAUUCCCAUCCAGGCCCCCAACCACCCACCACCACAGCCUCCUCCCCAGAGCACGCCAGAGCCUGAUCCGUCCCCGCCCAGAACCCCCACCCCACCAGACACGCCCCCGCACGACAGCCUCCAGAACACCCAACACUCCUCCUUCCACUCCGGCUCUCUGCCCCGCCCCCGGCCCUUACCCAGACCACGGCCCAGGCCCAGCGUCCCUCCACCCCCACAGCCUGUUAGCGACGAUGCUAACGGAGUCUGCACUUCUGCAUCCAGGAUCAUCACAGAUGUGGGCGUGUCUUUUAAGGGGCCAGGGCGGGUCCUUGUCCCCGUGAUUGCUGUAGAGCAGCUUGAAGCCACGCCCUCUGACGCUGAGCACCAUUCAGAGAGCACCAUGCUGUGAAGAGAAGAUGAAACUCAGCCUAGCCUAGCACUCCCUCUCUGGAGCACGCAGUUCUGAUCCUGGACCAAAGCCAGAUCCUCCCAGCACUGAUGAUGGAGCUUCUUCCUCCUCCAGGCUGUUACUGUUUCCAUUCUCCUCACCACAUAUCAUAAUCCUUCCCAGGAGGCCGAGCAGAAGAGAUGCUGUAAACCGCACCCAUAUCAUAUCAAAUUUCUCAGCUUUUUUAUUAUUAUUAUUUUUUUUAUUUCUUUUACGGUUUUCCAAGAAUUCUUUGAAAGAUAAAUGUUUAUGUGAGUUUAGUAUUCUGUGUUUUUAGCUUUACCCGGGUUUGUAUUAUUAAUUGUGCCUUUGAAAAGUGUUUUAAAGCCUCUGGGAACACAUUUUAUAUAUUGAUUUUGUUAUAUAAUACUAAACUUCGGUAUUAAGUGUUCAGCAAAGUUUGAGUAGAAAACACAAAGCAGAAAUAUGAUAAAACACUCCUCAAAAAUGAGCAAAAUGCACUCCUUAAACCUCUCCAGAGCAUUUAAAGAUGAGCAAUGAGACGCUUUAGCCCUCCAGGUUUAGUUUUAGCUUUAGCUCUCCAAGUUUAGCUGUAGCUCUCCAGUUUUAGCUCACCAGGAUUAGCUUUAGCUGUCAAGGUUAAAGUUUCGCUUUGGCUGUCAAGGUUUUCUUUUAGCUUUAGCUCGUCAGGUUUUAGUCAAAACUUUAUCUCUCAAGGUUUAGCUUUAACUUUACCCUUUAGCUGCCCUUGUGUAGUUUUUGGAUUGUCUUUACCUUUAGCUCUCCAGCUUUAGUUUUAGCUUUAGCUCUCCACAUUUAGCUAUAGCUCUACAUAUUUAGCUCACCAGAUUUAGCUUUAGUUAUGUUUUAGCUCACCAGGAUUAGCAUUACCUGUCAAGAUUAAAUUUUAGCUUUGGCUGUCAAGGUUUCCUUUUAGCUUCAGCUCGUCAGGUGUUAGUUGUAACUUUACCUCUCCAGGUUUAGCUCUAACUUUACCUUUAAGACUCCAUUUGCAGUUUUGGGUUUGUCUUUACCCCUAUGUCUCCAGAUUUAGCUUUAACUUUACCUUUAGCUCUUCUUGUAGUUUUUGGUUUGUCUUUACCUUUAUCUCUCCAGGUUUAGCUUUAACCUUACUUUUAGCUCUCCAUGUGUAGUUUUUGGAUUUGUCUUUACCUUUAUCUCUCCAGGUUUAGCUCUUACUUUACCUUUAAGACUCCAUUUGCAGAUCUCUUACUUUACCUUUAGCUCUCCAUGUGUAGUUUUUGGAUUGUCUUUGCCUUUAACUCUACAGGUUUAGCUUUAACUUCAACUUUAUAUUACUCCAUUUUAUGCAUAGUUCUGGGGUUUUUAUCUUUAUCUUUUAACUCUCCAGAUUUAUCUUUAGCUGUUUAGCUGUAGUUUUAGCUAAAUCUUUAGCUCUUCAGGUUUAGUUUUAGCCUUAACUUUAGUCCUCCACAACCUGCUCAAGCUUAAAGAGAAGGUAAAAUCAUGCUGGCAUUGUGAUUAUCCAUAGUUUUUCUAACCCACAUACUUUGUGCAUUUACGCUUUGGGGAGCCAAACAUUUUAUAGAACAACACAAUUAUUCAGAAAAAAAAGUAAUUUAGAUUUAGGUUCCCGGGGGCUUUAACUGCACAGGACUGGAAGAGAAGGGAGAGACCAAAGCAAUCUGAGCUUUAAGUUAAACGGCCUUUACACCUGCAGGGACGCUCUGAGUCUGUGUGUACUGCACUGUCAGCAGACUGUGUUAGGUUUUUAUCGUUUUCCUGGCAGCCAUAUGUUUUUCUUUCUUUGUUUAAACUGUACAAGAAUUCAUUUUCAGUGCCUCAGAGAUUAUGCUGGAGUGAUUUUCUGAAACCACCAAAUAUUAUAUAUAUAUAUUAUAGGAAGUGGCUUAUAUAAAACUAUUGAUUUGUCAAAUGGCACACAUAUGGAAAUACAGUAUAUUGCAAUAUACCAUAGAUAUCGUUGUUGUCACACAAAAACCUUUUAUUUUUAUUUUAUUUUUUAUUCUGCUUUUUAGUUCUUUAUAUUAGCUGCAUUCCAAAGCCUGGGCUGUAGUUUUCUUGCUAUAUGAAAGCUUUUUAUAAAAUUUUAAAGGCAAUUUUGAGGGAAAAAAAAGCUUUAUUUUUUAAAGAGCCACUAAACCCUAUACUCCAUAUUUUAUCAAUUAAUUGCUAAAAUGUGUUACUUUAAAGUAAUAAAACAUAUCAGUCCUGCUUAAAAUGUUUAUAAACAUUUUCUUAAACUUAAAAAAAAAAAACAUUACCUUUAGCUCUCCAGGUUUAGCUGUAACUUUACCUUUAAGACUCCAUUUGCAGUUUUGGGUUUGUCUUUGCAUUUAGCUCUCCAGGUUUAGAUUUAACCUUACCUUUAUAUCACUCCAUUUUUUGCAUAGUUUUGGGUUUGUCUUUACCUUUUAGCUCUUCAGAUUUAUCUUUAGCUAUUUAGCUGUAGUUUUAGCUAAAUCUUUAGCUCUCCAGAUUUAUCUUUAGCUAUUUAGCUGUAGCUUUAGCUAAAUCUUUAGCUCUCCAGAUUUAUUUUUAGCUAUUUAGCUGUAGUUUUAGCUAAAUCUUUAGCUCUCCAGAUUUAUCUUUAGCUAUUUAGCUGUAGUUUUAGCUAAAUCUUUAGCUCUUCAGAUGUAUCUUUAGCUAUUUAGCUGUAGUUUUAGCUAAAUCUUUAGCUCUCCAGAUUUAUCCUUAGCUAUUUAGCUGUAGUUUUAGCUAAAUCUUUAGCUCUUGAGAUUUAUCUUUAGCUAUUUAGCUGUAGUUUUAGCUAAAUCUUUAGCUCUCCAGGUUUAGCUUUAGCUAUUUAGCUGUAGUUUUAGCUAAAUCUUUAGCUCUCCAGAUUUAUCUUUAGCUAUUUAGGUGUAGUUUUAGCUAAAUCUUUAGCUCUCCAGAUUUAUCUUUAGCUAUUUAGCUGUAGUUUUAGCUAAAUCUUUAGCUCUUCAGAUUUAUCUUUAGCUGUUUAGCUGUAGUUUUAGCUAAAUCUUUAGCUCUCCAGAUUUAUCUUUAGCUAUUUAGCUGUAGUUUUAGCUAAAUCUUUAGCUCUUCAGAUUUAUCUUUAGCUAUUUAGGUGUAGUUUUAGCUAAAUCUUUAGCUCUCCAGAUUUAUCUUUAGCUAUUUAGCUGUAGUUUUAGCUAAAUCUUUAGCUCUCCAGAUUUAUCUUUAGCUAUUUAGCUGUAG
Molecule: messenger RNA, 5937 nt
Organism: Astyanax mexicanus (Mexican tetra)
Lineage: Eukaryota; Metazoa; Chordata; Actinopteri; Characiformes; Acestrorhamphidae
Gene: arhgap17b
Product: Rho GTPase activating protein 17b
Exons: 21
Coding region: 340-2754 (804 amino acids)
Biological process (GO): signal transduction; regulation of actin cytoskeleton organization; regulation of Rac protein signal transduction
Cellular component (GO): cytoplasm; intracellular anatomical structure; cytosol
Molecular function (GO): protein binding; GTPase activator activity
Source: RefSeq, a predicted model, not a curated record